Messenger RNA from Lucilia cuprina (Australian sheep blowfly), 475 nucleotides. It is a transcript of the gene Cpr65Ea, whose product is annotated as pupal cuticle protein Edg-78E. The coding region runs from base 1 to 459 and encodes 152 amino acids. The record is from RefSeq and is a predicted model, not a curated record. Lineage: Eukaryota; Metazoa; Arthropoda; Insecta; Diptera; Calliphoridae. Gene Ontology annotation, cellular component: chitin-based extracellular matrix. The transcript is spliced from 2 exons. Gene Ontology annotation, molecular function: structural constituent of chitin-based larval cuticle.
AUGGAAAUAGAAAAGAGCCGCCACCUUACGCCAAAGUUGCCCGAAAAAUACACCGGUACGAUCUCUGCUUUGCAUUUUACGAUGCAGAUUUUGGCAACAGUUUUAAUAACUUUGACAGCCGCAGCUGCUAAAAAUAAUGAUACCAUCACAAAAUUCCUUAGUCAGGUGAACUCAGAUGGUACCUACGGCUAUGAGGUGGAACAAUCGAGUGGUGUGGAAUAUAAAGAAGCAGGCUUUGGUGGCCAUUAUGCCAAAGGUGCCUAUCAAUAUGUUUCGCCUGAGGGUAAACGUAUUGCCGUAGUUUAUACAGCUGAUGAAACCGGUUUUCAUCCUGAAUCGGAUUCUAUACCGACACCACCACCAAUUCCUGCUUAUAUUCUUAAAGCUUUGGAAUAUAUACGUGAACAUCCUACGAUUGAGGAAUUGGCGGAUCGUAAAGUGAGAGCUAAACAAGUGUGAAAAGUUUGCUGGUUGC